AGCGGCUGGGCUGGGACCCGAGUCGAGAAGGUCGUGGCUUGCCGAAUGGUCUCCCCGAGCGUCGGAAUCUUCUCCUCAUCUCUUUCGCUGUUCGUGCUUGCUUCUCUUCGGGAGCGCUGGAUGGGCGUGGAGACGCUGUCUGUUCUGGAGAGCAGGUUACAGCAACGUAUAUCGUUUAUCGAGUUAGCCAUCGCUACCAGCCUCUCGCACAGGUGCAACUGCAUACUAUUCAUUGGCAUAAGCGACAUCUGCACAGACGCAAUAGGCUCUACGUGCCUCGUUGCAGCAGAUCUUCUCGAUACCGUGAUAGCUGGAAGAUGCCAUCGUGUUCGGGGGAGCCGCAGGCUAUCUAUACACGGCAGCCCUUGUCCUAUACAUCAGCAGCAUCACGCCCGGUCGAUGAAACCUCGUACUACGAUGGUGAUGCUAUCCAUGGAAUGCCGUCCACGGCAUGCGCACCCCAGGGAGCUCAUCUGCCCGUGCGAGCCUAGACAUGGCGGGCGGACUGAAUGGGGAAGCAACGCCCUGGUGGACAUGUCAAUGUGAUCCUCUUGGAUUGUGCCAGAAUGCAGCUGCACUGCCGUGUCCCAUGGACAACCUCCGCAGCCAGGUGCCUGGAAAGUUUCAUAUCCGGUCUGACACCACGGGGUGCAGGGGUCCCAGGGUAUAAUUGCCUAAGCUCUAGCCCCGUGGGCACCCAGCCAUCUCCAUUCGUCCUGCAUCAUUCCCUCUGGCCGCGCGCACGGGCACAGUCACCCGCCCGCCUUCAGCAGAGAUCUUCGUGGCGAGGGUUCGUGAUAUGUUAAUCAACUCUCAGAUGCAGAUGUGCUCGAUUUGAGGGAAAUAUUUGUCUUAUCGCGAGCUGAGAACUUGAGUCUGAAAAG
Messenger RNA from Phanerochaete carnosa HHB-10118-sp, 884 nucleotides. RefSeq lists its product as uncharacterized. Lineage: Eukaryota; Fungi; Basidiomycota; Agaricomycetes; Polyporales; Phanerochaetaceae. The transcript has a single exon. Bases 46 to 546 code for a protein of 166 amino acids. The record is from RefSeq and is a predicted model, not a curated record.